Molecule: messenger RNA, 1100 nt
Organism: Ambispora gerdemannii
Lineage: Eukaryota; Fungi; Glomeromycota; Glomeromycetes; Archaeosporales; Ambisporaceae
Source: the annotation of a GenBank genome assembly
AAAGUCUAGACCUUGACGACGAAGAUAUUCAGAAAAUCACGGAUCAAAAAGUUGCCGGUCAAGUCUUCCUUCGUUUGACUGAAGAAAAACUUAUGGAAGAUGGCUUAAAAAGAGGACCGGCAGGAGCAAUCGCAGGGUUGAUUGAGACACUUAAGGGCGAAGAGCAAGGGGUGGGCGAAAGUGGCUUGAUGGAGAGGAUAGGGCAGUUGGAAGAGACUCAAAAAGAGACCCUGAAUCUUCUAAAGCGUCAAUUCGACGAUAGUCAGACAUUCGGAUUAUCUUCUAUGAAUACUCAGAAAAGGCUGAAACUUUGUGCGCGUUUCGGUGUGAAACCACAAGUUGAAGUUAUAGCCUUCAACAAUUUUGAAAGGGUUGGCGAUUCGCCUUCUCCAUUUGCGUGGCGCAAGAAUGUCAGCGAAAAUGAUCAUUCUGAAGAAUACAUCGACUACAUACAGAAUACUUUCCUCGGGGCCGAAUUUCUCACCGGUUAUCGAGUGCUAGACGUUCAUAGCAACCCUAAGUUUUGGAAGAAUGGUACAACUGGCGCAGUGGUGAUUCAAUCGGUACCACCAGCACGUAGUCAGAAUGUGGUAAAGCUAGUCUUUGAGCUGAAGAAGAAAGUUGGAGAUGGUGAUGAACACCAAGCCAUUGGCGAAUUGAUCGCGUCAAACGAGAUCUCAUCGAAGAAACCAGUAGUCAUGCUUACAGACUUUUCCUCGACUUUCAACUUCUAUUGGAUUGGUCGCUCUCAAGAUGAAAGCACCACUUCCGUCGUCUGUAUGACCGGUUUUAAUGACAUUCAUCAAGCUUCAACAUUCGCACGCGCUUUGGUGGCUCCCGAUCGAGUGGUAGAACAUAUAGCGCAGGAAAACCGAGAUAACCUACCUCUCGAUGAAAAAAGAGUUGUGAUCACGGAAUUAGUGUACGAUGAAACUGGAGAUGAUAUAGCCAAUCUCGACGAUUUCGUAGAUGAAAUGGAACCCGAGGAGCGUGCUUCAUACGAAAUCACAAAAAAGCUCAAGAGAUUCCGACCAUUCGUACCUCCGACUUUUCGUGAAUGGUACCCUACCAAACCAUUUCCAUUAGCGUGGUACUUGUAA